Molecule: messenger RNA, 2646 nt
Organism: Geosmithia morbida
Lineage: Eukaryota; Fungi; Ascomycota; Sordariomycetes; Hypocreales; Bionectriaceae
Product: Fungal trans
Exons: 3
Biological process (GO): DNA-templated transcription; regulation of DNA-templated transcription
Cellular component (GO): nucleus
Molecular function (GO): DNA-binding transcription factor activity, RNA polymerase II-specific; zinc ion binding; DNA binding
Source: RefSeq, a predicted model, not a curated record
AUGACGCCGACCCCACCAUCGACCAACUCAUCGACGACCGGUCGCUCGCCCGAGGAGCAGUAUCGCGUUGUGCGCAAGAGGAAUCGUGUCCCGCUCAGCUGCUACCCAUGCCGCACGCGCAAACUCAAGUGCGACAGGAGCCAUCCAUGCAGCAACUGUACGAGGCGCGAGGGCGCGGACACGUCGUCGUGCUCGUACGCGACGCCGGUGAAUCGCAAAAAGGGUCGUUCGCAGGGCGAGUUGAGUCCGGAUGACAUGCAGAACCGCAUCGAUCGGCUUGAGGGCCUGGUGCUGUCGCUCAUGCACAAUGGCGGCAAUGUGGACGCCGACACGGCAGCCGCAGUCACAGCAGCUACCGCCACCCGUAGCAACAGCAACAGCAACAGUGGUAAUAAUAACCGUGGGCGGCAGCCGACGUCGCGGUCAAUCACCGACAGCGGCAGCUCGUCGAUCAGGGCGGGUGGUGCCCGUGACGACAGGGCCGUCACGCACGAUGACGGGAGCGACGACGACUACGGGCUCAUCUCGUCCCUGGGCACGCUCAAGGUGGACGUCGACAAGGGCAAGUCCAUGUACAUGGGGCAGGAGCACUGGCACAGCAUCCUGGCCGAGAUCACCGAGGUGAAGACGUAUUUCACCAAUCACAAGAAGGAGCUCGAGGCGAGCUUCGAGCGCAUGCAGUCGUCGAAGCCGGUCGACGUGCGUGGGGGCCCGACGCUGCUCUUGGGUGCUGCCCCGGCUUCCGAGGCAGAGCUGCGCAACGGGCUACCCUCGCGGUCCGACGUGGCCACGCUGUGCAACCGCUUCUUCAACUCGAUGGACAACGCCGUCAGUAUCCUGCACCGUCCCACCUUCCAGCAGAAGCUACGCGCCCACUGGCAGGAGCCCACCAGGACGCCCGUCAUGUGGCUCGGGCUGCUCUACUCCAUCCUGACGCUCGCCAUGCUCAGCUACCACAAGGCCGGCGACGAGCUCCCCCAGUGGAGGGGUCAAGCUCUCGAGAUGGCCUCCCUGUUCCGGCUGCGUACCGUCCAGUGCCUCGUCCGCGCCGACUACACCAAGCCCGUAGAGUAUACGGUCGAGACGCUCAUCCUCUAUACCUUUGGCGAGCACUCGACCCGCUGGGAUGCCGACAUUGGCCUGUGGAUGGUCAUGGCGCUCACUACUCGGACGGCCUUCCGCAUGGGCUAUCACCGUGAUGCCAAGUGGUUCCCGUCCAUCACGCCCUUUCAAGCGGAAAUGAGACGUAGAACUUGGGCGUUGCUAAGAAUGUCCGACGUCAUCUUUUCGCACCAGGUGUCGCUCCCCAACAUGAUCAACGAAAACGAUUGCGAUACGCAGCUGCCCAACAACAUAUACGACGCCGAGUUCUACCCAGACAUCAAGGAGCUGCCGCCGUCGAGACCGGCGACGGAGGCAACACCGCUGUCAUACAUGAUCGCCAAGUCGCGGCUCUGUAACGAGCUGGGAAACAUACUGCAAGCGCUCAACGGCAUCGCCAAGCAUGUCAGCUACGAUGAAAUCAUCCGAUUCGACGCCAGGAUCCGGCAGAUCAUGCGGGAGCUCCCACCGCACCUGAAGCUCACGGCGACGGAGGGCUCCGAGGAGCCGGUGACGCUGCUGCUGGCGCGCUUCAACGUGGACAACCUGGCCCAGAGGAUUCUGUGCCUGCUGCACCGCAGGUACCUGCCCCGAGCGCGACUAAACCCUCGGUAUGCGCACUCGCGCCGCAGCGCCGUCGACGCGUCGAUGCGCGCGCUGAAUCAUCUGGUGACGAUGCACCACGAGGCCAGGCCCGGCGGCAAGCUGGAGUCGGUCAAGUGGUACGUGAGGUCGAUUGCGACCAACGACUUCACCAUGGCGGCCAUACUGCUCAUACUCGAGCUGCACCACGACAACAUGUGGAUGCAGAAGCAGCAGCAGCAGCAGCAGCAGCAGCAGCAGCCGCCGCCGCCGCCGGCGGAUGAGGGCAGCUUCGCCUGGAACCCAGAGCAGAGGAAGCAGAUGAUUGACCUGCUAGAAAAGGUCCAGGACAUCUGGGCCAGCCUAGAAGAAUCGUCCAUGGACGCCCUGAAGGCCUCCAAGGUCACCCAGCUGAUGCUUGGCAAGAUCAAGAAGCCGGCGACCGCCUACGACAGCCUCCACCGGCACAUGGACAUGGACAGUCCCGCCGCCUCGGCACCGAACCCCCCGGGAGCGCGAUUCGGUGGCGACACGUCGGCUGGCAGCGCCGCCCCCAUCUCGGUGGGUCCGUCAGGGUUCCUACCCGACAUGAGCAAGGUCGACGACGACGGCAGCAUGGGACCAGCACCGCCACCCGGCCUGGACAGCGGCCCCUUCAUGGGGAUGGACCUGGGCACGUCACCGUCGACUCAUCAGUUUGACCUGACGGGCGAUGGCGGUGCGGGAUGGGGGGGAGGAAGAGGAGACGUGGACGCCGCCAUGGCGGGAUCCGCGUCGCCGUUUUCCAUACUCAACAUUGACAGCGGGCAGGGCGCGAUGCCCGACUUGAUGGCCAAUCUCGACUGGGGUGCCCUCGAAAACUAUGCACAAGUAGCCAAUUGGAGUGUCGACCUGGGCUUUCCCAUGACCGGGAGCCAAGCGGAGGAAUCAUUCGAAGAGUAUACCUGCAUGGAGGACGACGCA